UGGAAAUAACCACCCGGGGUGGGGGCUGCCAGAGCUGGUGAUUUACCCCUGUGUUGUGUGGGAGAUGGUGAUGUGGAUUUGUCUUGGCUCCCACCCCCACCGUAGGGCGAGGGCUGUGAAAUCUGGAAUAUCCGGGGAGCGCUGUUGGGAGGGGGAGGAGCCAGGGUGUGACCCUGGAAGCGGAGAGGGGAGUCAUCUUAGUGAAAGACAGGAGGGAGAGGGCUGGGGUCGGAAAGUUGAGGGGGCUUGUGCGCAUGUGCGUGUGUGCUGAAGCCUUGAGGUCGUGAGACCCGAGAAGUGGGGUCAGCUGUGUGGGCCCGAGUGGGGUGCUGGGGUGUCCACGCGGAGCGCGCAAGGUUGAAGGGCUGACGUCACGGGUUGGCGGGGGGCGGGGCCUCGAAUGCAGGGUCGGGAAGCUGAGGCGGAGAAGAGGAGCCAGGAAGAGUCUUGGGACUGGAAUGAAACCAGCAACCAGGAUGGGCCACUGGUCACAGAGCAAGGAUGAAGGAUGCAGCGACACUGGCCAUGGACCAGCCAGCCGGCCUGCAGGUGGACUGUGUCUUCCGGGGUGUGGAGCAUGCCGUGCGGGUGGUGGUGUCUGGGCAGGUACUAGAGCUGGAGGUGGAGGACCGGAUGACGGCUGACCAGUGGCGGGGCGAGUUCGAUGCCAGCUUCAUCGAAGAUCUGACUCACAAGACAGGGAACUUCAAACAGUUCAGCAUCUUCUGUAACAUGCUGGAGUCGGCUCUCACCCAGAGCAGUGAGUCGGUCACCCUUGACCUGCUGACCUACACAGACCUGGAGUCCCUGCGGAAUCGCAAGAUGGGGGGCCGCCCAGGCCCUUUGGCCUCAAGAUCAGCCCAGCUCAACUCCAAGCGCUAUCUGAUCCUCAUCUACUCUGUGGAGUUUGACAGGAUUCACUACCCGCUGCCCCUCCCGUACCAGGGCAAGCCGGACCCUGUGGUCCUGCAGGGCAUCAUCCGCUCACUGAAGGAGGAGCUGGGCCGCCUUCGAGGGCUGGACGGCCAGGAUGCUCGGGACACCAGGGAGACUGAGAUCUGGCACCUGAGGGAACAGGUUUCACGCCUGGCAUCGGAGAAGCGCGAGCUGGAGGCCCAGCUGGGCCGAUCUCGAGAGGAGGCUCUGGCCGGGAGGGCGGCGCGCCAGGAGGCUGAGGCGCUGCGUGGGCUCGUCCGCGGCCUGGAGCUGGAGCUUCGGCAAGAGCGGGGCCUCGGACACCGCGGGGUGGGCCGCCGCAGCCAGGAUUGCCGGCGCCUGGCCAAGGAGCUGGAGGAGGUGAAGGCGUCGGAGCGUAGCCUGCGCGCCCGGCUGAGGACCGUGAACAGCCAGCUGGCGGUGUACAAGAGGGGGAGACAGACUCCGCCGGUGGUGCCGCCCCGGGUGCGGGAGGAUCGGGCUUCGUCGUCGCGGGAGCGCUCCACAUCUCGUGGUCGCGGUGCCGCCCGCUCUUCUUCCCGGGAGAGCGGUCGGGGGAGCCGGGGUCGAGGCCGCCCCGUCCGCCCCUCGCCUUCACCCACAGGUGGUCGCGUGCCCCGUUUCGACCCCACGGCCUUUGUGAAAGCCAAGGAGAAGAAGCAGAGAGAGAUCAAGAUGAAGCAGCAGCAGCAGCGGAACCGACGGGGCAGCGGAGGAAGCGGCGACGGGCCGUCCGUCUCCUGGUCGCGCCAGACUCGGCCGCCCGCCGCCGUGACCGGCCGAGGGGACGCGGCCAACCGCUCGCGACACCGCAGCUCCUCGGUGGACAGUCUCCGCAGCCGCUGCUCGUCCGCCAGCUCCUGCAGCGAGUUUGAGGAUUUCUCUGAAUCCCUCCCUAGAGGCGUUCGCCGCGGGAAGCCUCCCAGCCCCACAACCUGGAGUGGGUCCAAUACGCAAAAGUCCACCCCUCUGGAUCGCGGCCGCCGUCAGAGACGCCCGGCUAAUUCGGGGGGCUGGGUCCCUAUCAAAGAGUACAGCUCGGACCACCAGGCAGCGGACAUGGCGGAAAUAGACGCCCGCCUGAAGGCCUUGCAGGAAUACAUGAACCGUCUGGACACAAGGUCGUGACCUUGGGCAGGGAGUACUGCCCCUCCACCCCCCCCCCCCACCCCCCCCCACCCCCACUGCUGCAUUCGGUGUGGAGGGGCGGGGCUGGCGGGUCCUUCCGGCCCGGCUCAGGCUCCUCCCCUGCUGGUGCUCCUGGGGUCUCCCGUGUGUGAGGCCCUGACCCCUCCCUCUCUCCCGUGCAUUGCAGGCUGGGGGGCGGAGGGAGGGGGUGUGCAUUUUGUAAAUAAACAUAUUUGUCCUUGGGA
Messenger RNA from Neofelis nebulosa (Clouded leopard), 2309 nucleotides. RefSeq names its product coiled-coil domain containing 61 (gene CCDC61). The record is from RefSeq and is a predicted model, not a curated record. Bases 502 to 2064 code for a protein of 520 amino acids. The transcript is spliced from 14 exons. Lineage: Eukaryota; Metazoa; Chordata; Mammalia; Carnivora; Felidae. Gene Ontology annotation, cellular component: centrosome.